AUGAAAGAAAAAAGAAUGGAGAAAAAGGAAAUCGAACAUGAUGGUACGCAAUCAGAUACAAUUUUUAUUAGAGAUCAUCUACCUGUUGAGUCACCAUCACCUUCAGUCGGAACUAUUCUCAUGCGUUCACCUAAAUUAUUAGCAGAAGUACAUCGUCAGGAAUGUACUGAAUUACCUCGGCAAGAGUGUCCACCAACGACAACCCUUCCCAUGCAUUUAUUACAACAGUAUCGAGAUGAGGAAAAAGUGCCGAUGUUUCUCGUGAAAAUGUGGAAUAUCCUAGAAGAUCCGGAAUUUCAAAACAUAAUAUGCUGGGACAAGAGUGGAUACAGUUUUCAUGUUCUGGAUCCACAUCUGUUUUGCCGAGUAGUCUUGCCGCAGUUUUUCAAGCACAACAAUUUGAAUAGUCUCAUACGCCAACUAAACAUGUAUGGUUUCCGGAAAAUGACGCCAAUUGAGAAGUCAAGUUUGGCACGAUCUGAAAGUGAUCAGGAUCAUUUGGAGUUUUCCCAUCCGAAUUUUAUCCAGCAUCAUCCUGAGUUGUUAGUUAACAUUAAACGUAAAACUCCGGGUAAUCGAAACAAUGAGAAUAACUCAGUGGCUAUGCCUCCAAAAGAAAUAAGUGUCCUUGUGGAUGAGAUACGACAGUUGCGUGAAAAGCAACGAACGAUGGAAAACAAAAUGGCACAUCUUGUAAAGGAAAAUGAAGCAAUGUGGCAACAAGUAUCACAUCUUCGAAAUCAGCAUGUUAAGCAACAGCAUGUUGUCAAUAAAUUGGUCCAGUUUCUAGUAGCACUCGUACAGCCCUCACAAAAACGCCUUGGAAAAAGGAACUUACUGGCAAUUGAUGAAAUUGGUGUCAAACGUGCACGAAUGGCUAGUACUUCUACGCAACUUGGACAGCCAAGUAAUCUUGCUGAAAUUAUUGAUCGAUUGCAUCGUGAAAUCUCCGAUAAUACAAACGGUCAAACGAAGCAAAAUUUAAAUGUAUUUAACUCACACUCGAAUCAGGGUCCAAUUAUUGCGGAUGUUACCGACGAACCGGAAAAUGGUGCUGUUGUAGGACCGACUGCACCGGCAGCGGUGGUUCCUAUGUUAACUGCUGCACAUUUCCAGCCUGCUACUUCAGCUACAUCUCAGGCUCCUACUAAGCCUUCUAUGUCACUCAACCCGAUCUCGUUGUCUCCGUCUUUGGAUAGACAAAUAUCCGAGGAAUUAGCUGAGUAUUUGACUGGACAGGAGCAGACUAUUGACAACUGUCGUGACCUUCUUGGAAACUGCUGGGAUACUAUGCUGACCGAUGAAAUAGAAGAUGAUGAAUCAUUUGAACGGCAACCUCUUAUGCUGGAAGGUGGUGAUCCAAUGUUAGCAUUGAAUGAAGUACCGACCACUCCCGAUUUACUGACACCACUGGCAAGCCCUUCACAUAGCAAUGUGUAA
This is a messenger RNA of Brugia malayi, 1440 nucleotides long. It is a transcript of the gene Bma-hsf-1, whose product is annotated as HSF-type DNA-binding domain containing protein. Gene Ontology annotation, biological process: regulation of DNA-templated transcription. Lineage: Eukaryota; Metazoa; Nematoda; Chromadorea; Rhabditida; Onchocercidae. Bases 1 to 1440 code for a protein of 479 amino acids. The record is from RefSeq and is a predicted model, not a curated record. The transcript is spliced from 5 exons. Gene Ontology annotation, molecular function: DNA-binding transcription factor activity; sequence-specific DNA binding.